UUUAUAUUUAAAGUUAUUUUACAGCUCUUUGAGAUCAGUUCAAUAUAGGGAAGAUGUUGCUUUCAGUAUGGAUAUUGCUUUUAUUGAUUUUUAAUAAUUAUCAAAUAAUUAAUGCAGCUAAUGAUGAUGAUAAAUUGAUUUUCUGUAUGUAUUUGACAAGAUCAGCUGAGCGACAAGCCGAUGGAAAUUUUCAAGUAGAAUAUAUUGAUGAACGUUAUUGUACACAUCUAAUAUAUGCUUAUAUGGGUAUAGAUGACAAUGGUGUAAUUAAAUCAUUAAAUCCCAUUUUAGAUUUUGAAGAAAAAUCUGGCCGAGGUAAUAUUAGAAAAUUUAAUAACAAAAAACAUUAUAAUGUAAAUCUGAAGACUCUUGUUGCUGUUGGUGGUUGGGAUCCAACUGAAAGUUCAAGACGAUACUCUUUAAUAUUUCUAGAUGAAGCAAAUCAAGAUAGAUUUGUAAAAAGCACUAUUGAUUUUAUAGUGAAACAUAAUUUUAAUGGAUUAGCACUUCAUUGGACAUAUCCUGGUUUAAAUGGCGGAGAUGUAAAUAGAGAUAAGCACAAUUUAACGUCACUGCUAAGAAAAUUAAAAGAAGAAUUUUCUAAAAAAAAUCUUUUGCUUGUCGCAAUUUGUCAAGGUUUAACAAGUCAAAUAGAUGAUUCGUAUAAUGUUAAAGAUGUCUCUCAAAACGUUGAUUAUAUUUAUUUGACUUCAUAUGAUUUAUAUGGGGAAUGGAGUAAACAUAUUGGAAUUGCUAGCGGUUUAUAUCUUCAUCCAAAUGAAGAAGAUAAAGGAUUAAGUGUCGAUUCAGUUGUAACUAAUUGGAUAAAUCGUGGUGCUGAACCAAAACGAAUAAUAAUGGGUAUACCAUUAUUUGGUAGAACAUUUACAUUAAAAUAUGAAAAUCAAACAGAACCAGGUGCAUUUCAUGUUGGACCCGGUCGCAAAUCACAACAUUUACAAUAUGCUGGUAUUAUGAGCUAUAUGGAAUUAUGUCAAGUACUAGAUAAAGAAGGAUGGACUAUUAAAUGGGAAGAUACACAAAAAAAUCCAUAUGCAUUUAAAGAUGAUCAAUGGAUUGGAUUCGAAAAUACAAGAAGUUUAGAAAUAAAAUCAAGAUAUGUUAUUGAUAGAAAAUUAGCUGGUAUUGCUGCUGUAUUUGUUGAAGAUGAUGAUUUUAGAGGAUUCUGUGGUGAAAAAUAUGCACGUCUUAAAUUAUUAAACGGUUAUUUACGAUCUGGUCGUGAAUCUUCAUUUGAGUAUAUAUUAAAUGUUAGUGUUUUUAAGAAAAAUUUAAAAGACCAAUAUACUCAAUGUGUUUAUCAUUUGUCACAACCAUUAGAUAUAAGUUAAAAUUAUUUUAUCAUAUGUAUGUAUGUAAUUUAUGGAUAUCAUUAAUACAAUAUAUCAGAUUAAACAUAAAAUUUAUCAUAA
This is a messenger RNA of Condylostylus longicornis, 1433 nucleotides long. RefSeq names its product chitinase-3-like protein 1. Bases 54 to 1352 code for a protein of 432 amino acids. Gene Ontology annotation, cellular component: extracellular region. Gene Ontology annotation, biological process: carbohydrate metabolic process; chitin catabolic process. Gene Ontology annotation, molecular function: chitinase activity; chitin binding. The record is from RefSeq and is a predicted model, not a curated record. The transcript is spliced from 4 exons. NCBI's taxonomy places the organism in Eukaryota, Metazoa, Arthropoda, Insecta, Diptera, Dolichopodidae.